Molecule: messenger RNA, 4614 nt
Organism: Lichtheimia ornata
Lineage: Eukaryota; Fungi; Mucoromycota; Mucoromycetes; Mucorales; Lichtheimiaceae
Exons: 7
Coding region: 1-4614 (1537 amino acids)
Biological process (GO): phospholipid translocation
Cellular component (GO): plasma membrane
Molecular function (GO): magnesium ion binding; ATP binding; ATPase-coupled intramembrane lipid carrier activity
Source: RefSeq, a predicted model, not a curated record
AUGACCAAUAACACCAGUCCCUGGACAAGGCUGGUGCAACUAUUACGCACUGACACACUAGAGCAAGCAGCAGCCAAAGAGAAAAAGAGUCCUUUUCCUACAGCUUCCACCGAGAGUCGUACUAUCUAUGUUAAUACCGAGAUACCCGCCGACGCGCUCGAUGACUACAAUCAACCCACAACCACAUUCAUAUCCAACAAGAUCAGAACAGCGAAAUACACGUGGUACACCUUCUUGCCAAAGAAUCUCUUUGAGCAAUUUCGAGGCAUCGCCAACUUGUACUUUUUAUUUCUCGUCAUUCUACAAAUGUUCCCACUCUUCAGCACCUCAGCCUCGCCUAUUCUUGUGAUUCUACCACUUGCAGCGAUUCUCAUCAUUACGGGAGUGAAGGACGCCUUUGAAGACAACAAACGACACAAGACAGACCAGAGUGUGAAUAAGGCAACGACGUACACGUUGAAGGAUUGGAAGAAUGUCAAUAUACCAGUAUACAAGGUCUCCUUGUGGCGACGAUGGCUCAACACUUGUGCCAAAUUUAUCAAAGGUCUAUUCCGAUCGACAAAGCAGCAGCCGCAUGAGGAAGGGGAAGAUAUGACACUCAGUCGCGUGUCAACCAUGCGCUCCGAUUUUAUGCCCGCCAGCAACAGUAGCAAGACUAUCCGAUUGUUUCGGAAACUCAAGAGGAAAAGAAAAGGCCCUUAUCGACCAGGCAAGAUUCCCCAUUCGGUGCUAAGGAAAUCAGGUCAACCCAAGCCCAACAAGCCAUUACAACGCUCAUCCACCCUUGUACGGCAACCUGUUGAUCGUCGGUGGCAAAGGACACGUUGGCAGGAUUUGAAUGUGGGGGAUUUCGUCUAUCUACAAAACAAUGACAACAUUCCUGCUGAUAUCGCCAUUUUAUCCUCCUCCGAACCUGAUGGAUUGUGUUAUGUGGAAACGCAAAAUUUGGAUGGUGAAACGAAUCUCAAGAUCAUGCGUGCUAUCCAGGCAACAAGUGAAAUUAACACCGUGGAUGAUUGCAAACGUUCAAAGUUUUAUAUCGAAGCUGAACCACCUCAUGCCAACUUGUAUUCUUUCAAUGGUGUCAUCAAAUGGAAAGUGGAAAUGGAUCAUCAGGAGGAGGGCGAGGAUGAAGAAAUCAAGGGAGAAGGACUUUCACCACCACCACCAGCACUUGAAGAAGAAGAUGAGGAUGAUGAGGAUGAUGAGGAUGAGGUAUCCCAUGAAAAGACAGAAGCCAUCACCAGCAGCAGUGUGCUCUUGCGAGGUUGCGUUUUGAGGAAUACGGGUUGGGUGAUUGGAAUGGUCCUUUUCACCGGCAACGAGACCAAGAUCAUGCUCAACUCGGGAAAGACACCAAGCAAACGAAGCAAAAUCGAAAAGGCGACGAAUCCUCAUGUCAUUGCCAACUUUGUGUUACUAUUCAUUCUCUGCGUCAUUUGCUCUGUGGCUGCGAGUGUCAUGUAUUCGAGUCAUACAUCCGCCGAUUACUUCGAGACAAAGGAUGCUGAAAGUGCUACCAUGGAAGGUUUCAUCAUGUUCUGGACCACGCUUGUCAUUUACCAAAACAUCAUCCCGAUUUCCUUGUAUAUAUCUGUUCAAAUUGUAAAAACCGCUGCAGCUUAUUUUAUCCAUACUGAUCUUGACAUGUACAAUGAGCGGCUGGAUCAACCAUGCAUUCCAAAAACAUGGAACAUCUCGGAUGACCUUGGACAAAUCGAAUACAUUUUUUCAGACAAGACGGGGACGUUGACGCAAAACAUUAUGGAGUUUCGUCGAUGCACAGUGAAUGGGGUGAUCUAUGGAUUGGGAGAGACCGAAGCUUCGAUUGGUGCAAAGAAACGAGAUAACCCCAAUAUGGUGGAUACGACAUUGGCGGAUGCUAUGGAAUUGGAGAAAUCACGACAAGAGAUGUUGCAGAAACAAGCCCAAUUGUUCGAUCACAAGUACAUCAAUCCAAAAUCCAGCUUUGUGGAUCCCAAAGUAUACGACCACCUUGGUGCCAACAAUACUCAAUCGCAGAGCUUGAUUCACUUUUUCUCCGCAUUGGCCCUUUGUCACACCGUCAUUACCGAAUUACCGGAUCCUGAUAACCCAUACGACAUUGUAUACAAGGCACAAUCACCCGAUGAAGCUGCUCUUGUGGCAACAGCGCGAGAUGUUGGAUUUACUUUUGUUGCUCGAGAAUCUGAUACAGUCAUCAUGGAUGCAUUGGGAGAAUUACGCCAUUUUACAUUGCUCAAUGUUCUGGAGUUUAAUUCGACACGCAAACGGAUGAGUGUUAUUAUGCGAUCUUCGGAUGGCGGUAUUGUCUUGCUAUGCAAGGGAGCAGAUUCAGUGAUCUAUGAACGGCUUUCCAAAGACCUUGGUGAUGACGAGGAAGGAAGAGAGCAAAAACGUGUACGACAAGAGACAUCAGCCCAUUUGGGUAUCUUUGCAAAUGAAGGUUUACGAACCUUGUGUAUCGCAAGUCGCAUGUUACAAGAAGACGAGUAUCAGCAAUGGGCUGCACGUUAUAAGCAAGCCGCUAGCAGUAUCAGAAAUCGUGAUGAAGAGAUUGAAAAGGUGUGCGAGGAGAUUGAACAGUCGUUGACCCUUAUUGGCGGCACAGCUAUUGAAGACAAGCUUCAAGAAGGUGUUCCCGAUACGAUCGGUGUAUUGGCACAAGCGGGUAUCAAGAUUUGGGUGCUUACGGGAGACAAGAUUGAGACAGCCAUCAAUAUCGGAUUUGCAUGCAAUUUAUUGAGCAAGGAUAUGCUGCUGAUCAGUAUCAAUGCACACGAUGAACAUGAGACACUGGAACAACUUCAGCGCUCACAACUCGAAGUGCAAGAAAAAUCGUCUUAUCAGAAAUGCGCACUUGUCAUUGAUGGUGAAUCGCUAAAGUAUGCCUUGGAACCACCUUGCAAACAAGAGUUAUUGGCGCUUGGCACACAAUGCAUGGCUGUGAUUUGUUGUCGUGUGAGUCCUAUGCAAAAGGCCAAGGUGGUGAAUCUUGUCAAGAAAGGUCUCAAAGUAAUGACGUUGUCGAUUGGUGAUGGUGCCAAUGAUGUCUCCAUGAUCCAGGAAGCCAAUGUGGGUGUUGGUAUCUCAGGCGAAGAAGGUCGGCAAGCUGUGAUGGCAUCCGAUUAUGCCAUUGCCCAAUUUCGUUAUCUCAGCAAGUUGUUGUUGGUGCACGGACGUUGGUCUUAUCUACGCACAUCCGAAAUGAUCCUCACCUUCUUUUACAAAAACAUCAUGUGGACGCUCGUCUUGUUUUGGUAUCAGCUAUUCUGCGGAUUUUCGGGCACCAUGAUGUUUGAUUAUUCUUAUAUUACUCUUUAUAAUUUGGUAUUUACAUCCUUGCCAUGUAUCUUUGCCGGCGUUUUGGAUCAAGAUCUCGUAUCAAAGUACUCCUUCAAGUAUCCACAGCUUUAUUUGAUGGGUAUCCGCGAUGACAAGUUUCACGUUUCCCGGUUCUAUUUGACCGUAGUCGAUGCCAUUUAUCAAUCAGCGGUCUGCUUUGGUGUUCCCUACAUGCUUUUCAUUGAUGGAAAAAUGAGCAGCAAUGGCUAUGACACUGAAGGUGUAUACGAGCUCGGAACGUUUAUCGCUGGUAUUGCUGUGGUGGUUGCCAAUGCCCUUGUUGGAUUCACUAUCUACAGCUGGACAUGGGUGAUGGUAGCGGUUAUUACUCUUUCGUCAGCCACCUUUUUCAUAUGGACGGCCAUCUACGCCAAGGUACAAACAUUUACAUUCUAUGGCGAAGACAUUUUAUUCCGUGAAGGCGGCUUUUGGUUAUGUUUGGCGGUGACUUUUGUGAUCUGCAUGUUGCCACGCUAUGCUACAAAGUAUUGUCUCCACAUGGACAAGCCUUUUGAUAAUGAUAUCAUCCGCGAGAUGGUCUUGUGCAAGACUUCUUCCUCCAAAAACCGUUUCAGCCGUCGUCGACGCACCUCCAAAAAGCAGCUUGAAGAAGAAAUCCCUAUCACCUUGGAACGCACCCAAAGCGAAGCAUCCACAGCAUUCCGAAACGAUGACUUGUACGAUGAUGAAAAUGCUUAUGCGUUGACUGAUGCAGCACCUCUCACACGCACUGAUACGAAUGCUUCACAACGAACCGAGAUUAUGAACAUGCGCUCUGGCACUCGUACCUCUUUUAUGGGUUUUGCAUUUUCGUCCGAUGAUAAACGUCCCUUUGAUAAAUUUCGACAAUCGGUGUACCGACAUGCAAGUUUAUCAACCAAUCCAGCCUUGUUGCGUCGUUCAAGACUUUCCAAUGCCACACUUUCUACAACAGCUGAAGAGCAGGGUGGUGCCCAUGGUGAUUGGAUGCCAAUGGAAGGAUUCGAUCUUCGACGUUAUGAUACAGCACCUGUGACAGGCAAGGAUCACAAAAAGUCAUCCGGGUUGAAAUGGAAAAUGAUGAAUGCUAUGAAGCAAAGAAUAUCACCCAAACCACCAUCCGGUAAUACACCCUUGUGGCAACAUCGACGAAGCGAUUCAUUACACUUGCCAGAAUCUUCCUCCAGCACCACCACCACUGCGACAACAAAUGCUGAGUUGGUUGAUAUUCAGGAUGAUCAUCCUCCCUCACAACAACAACAACAACAGCCACCACCGUCCUCAUCAUAG